Molecule: messenger RNA, 1332 nt
Organism: Cyprinodon tularosa
Lineage: Eukaryota; Metazoa; Chordata; Actinopteri; Cyprinodontiformes; Cyprinodontidae
Product: transcription factor HES-5-like
Exons: 2
Coding region: 100-591 (163 amino acids)
Biological process (GO): regulation of neurogenesis; regulation of transcription by RNA polymerase II; anterior/posterior pattern specification
Cellular component (GO): nucleus
Molecular function (GO): DNA-binding transcription factor activity, RNA polymerase II-specific; RNA polymerase II cis-regulatory region sequence-specific DNA binding; protein dimerization activity
Source: RefSeq, a predicted model, not a curated record
ACACAUUCAGAUUGUGAGGUGGGACUAUAAAUAGAGGGAGUGAAGCUAGGAGAGACCAGAUACUCUGCACAGAGACCUCUACAACACACAAAUCCAAAUAUGGCACCUAAAAUCAUUGCAGCACCAGCCAACCAUCAGGAGCAUCUUACUCUGAACCACAAGCUCAGAAAGCCUUUUGUGGAGAAAUUACGCAGAGAGCGAAUCAACAGCAGCAUUGAGCAGCUCAAGACACUCCUGGGUCCGGAGUUCCUAAAACAGCAGCCAGACUCCAAGAUGGAGAAAGCUGACAUCCUGGAGAUGACGGUCUGCUUCCUCAGACGACUGCAGAAACAGCAGAAACAUCCAGCUGUGGACACAGGAGCUGCAGAUAUUGGCUACUCCAGAUGUGUCCAAGAGGUGAUGCACUUCCUGUCCAAAGAUGAGCUGGAGACACAGUCCAAGAGUCAGCUGCUGAACCACUGCAGUAAGGUGCGGACUACCUCUGAUGAGAACCUUCAAGAGGCUGAUUUCUCUUCCACGAACGCCACAGUCCAGACAAGCUUUGAUAAGGACAACCAUCCGAAUACCAGCGCCCUCUGGAGACCGUGGUAGACAUGAACAGAGAGACGUUGCUACCUCAAAAAGUAAACCAGACUGAUAGACUGCAUUGUCUACUUUAAUGUCAUGUAUUUCUAUGAAAUACUUCUUUUAAAAGUAAAUAAGCCUUUGAUUAAAUAGGGCUUUUAUUUUGCAUGUGAUCAAAUUUCCUGUGGAAAUUAUAACUUAGUAUUUUCUUUGAAUAUCUUUCAGGUUAUAUUGACCAACUUGUUAUUGUCUCUGUUGAUUUCUCUGUAAUUCUAUGGUUUACUAUAAAUUCUUUAAUAAUGAUCAUGAUGGUCAAAAAUGAAAUUGUCCUUUUUUUUAGGACAAUGUUGUUCUUUUUACAUUAUCCAAGUUCCAUACUAACCUUUUAUGUCCUUGAUUGUUACAUAAUGUGACCUAUCAUCACCUUUUAAGGGCUUUAUUUAACUGAUUGAUUUAAAAAUUAAUAGGCCUAUCUUAAAAACAAGGAGUUAAUUUUUACUGUUGCUUUUUUACUUUAUUGGAUUUUAUGGAUAAUUUGAUCUGUUUUAAGGUCACUCUAUUUUUACUGAAGUUUAUUAAGUUUUAUUUGAAAAUUCAGCAAAUCUUUUGUCUUUUAAAAAGAUGUGUCUCAGAUCUUUACACUCUGUGAGUAUACUGUGACUUGUUGAAAUCAACAAGUUGUUGUUGUGAUGCAUCAUCACUUCUUAAUGGAGCUUUUGUACUUUCUGUCAUUUGGUGCCUUUAAUAAACAACUGAGCUGAAACUGAA